AUGACUUCUCAAACCUCCAGACACGGUGACACACCUCAAGUUCACGUCGAAAAGACUCCGUACGCCAAUGCCUACCAGUCCCGCUACACCGAAGAGGUUCUCAACGCCGGUGGUAAUGAAGCAGCUAGAAGCACUCCCGUUGCUGACUUGGACGUUGAUCUCCUGCGUCACGUCAAUUGUGGAUAUCUCUCAACACAUGGACACGCGCCUACACUACUCGCUCUCAAGCAACAUGCGCAAGCGCUGGCUAUACUUAUUGCUCAGAUUGCACCUACAACCCAGUACGCCGAGGUUGACAAUCAAAACAAUCGCGUGGGGCGCAUCAUGAAGUCGUUUAGAGACAACGAGGCCUUUGACUGGCUCAACGACUUGAGAAAUCCAUAUCAGAACGACGAUGAGUGGCAUCACAAGCCCCUGACUGAUCUCAUGAACAAGAUACAGCACCAGUCGGACACCCAGCACACCAUUCAUCAUUGCCCUCUACAAGAGCACAACGAAGACAAGGAGAAGAGGACGAAGCCUCGUCCCUAUGCCUCGCACGCCGCUCUAGCAUUUCACGCAAACGAGUGUCUCGAGGUACUAGAUCACGAGUACGGUGCCACGGGAGGCCUUUUGUCCCUCCUACCUACCGAUGCUGAGACUGACUCAGAAGAGAUGAGCGCCGUACGCAACAGCCUCCUGGGCCAAUGGCUCCUCUUUGGCCAGCAUCUUGUGGCCCGCAUGCACGAUCUGGAGCUGGGUUACGCCAACGCGCUCGACGUCACCGCAGGCGAGGCCGCCGUGCCGAUGCAAAUGCUAUCCAAGAUGGGACCCGACGCCUCGUCCGGGCGCGAGAUCGCCUUUCCCCAGGACAAGUGGAUCCUUGCAAACGCGGGCGACGACGUCUCUGACUACCUGCACCGGGUGUUGGACCGGGAGGAGGCGCAGAUCCAGCAGAAGAAGGAGAUCUGGAUGGCCAACGGCACUUACGGCGAGCGAAUGUGGAACGAGCAGCGCGGCGGCGAUCUUUACGCGCGCGGCCUCGUCUUUUACGACGUCAAGACGCGGUAUUACAGGUUGCAGGGCAAGGGCAAGAGCACAAUCUUCAUCCUGCCCGCGCACGGCGAACACCCGGCAGUGCAGCAGACGCGGCGCCUCGAACUCACGCCGACGGUGGUCUCGGUCGUGACCCCGACGUGGCCGGCGCGCGUCUCGGACUGGGAGAGCAAGUACAAGAGCCAGCUGGACGAGGCGACGCGGAUGGAGAUCCAGAACCACCGCCUCACGACCUCGGGCGCAGCGCUCAAGGAGCACAACGAGACGCUCGCGACGGAGCUGGAGAAGGCGCGGUUUAUGAACGAGCAGUUUGAAACGUACUACGGCAGGUCCGAGUCGGCGGAUGGGCCGAGGAAUCUGGAGAGGGCGAUUGCGGUACUCCAGAAGGACUUGAGGGAUAAGACGGACGAGCUCAAGGUGUUGGAGAUGAUGGUCAAGGAGGUUCGGGACAAGUUGCCGGGCCGGUAUGGCGGCUUCUUUGCCGAUAUGCUGCCUGAGGAGCCGGAGGGCGCGAUUUCUGGUGCGUCUGUCGAGGCGGCUGAGCAGGUCUAG
Molecule: messenger RNA, 1587 nt
Organism: Colletotrichum orchidophilum
Lineage: Eukaryota; Fungi; Ascomycota; Sordariomycetes; Glomerellales; Glomerellaceae
Exons: 1
Coding region: 1-1587 (528 amino acids)
Source: RefSeq, a predicted model, not a curated record